This is a messenger RNA of Phytomonas sp. Hart1, 1797 nucleotides long. Lineage: Eukaryota; Euglenozoa; Kinetoplastea; Trypanosomatida; Trypanosomatidae. The record is from the annotation of a GenBank genome assembly.
AUGAUUAGGUCAUCAGCCACCUCGCUGCCCUCUGGACAGACCAUAGCUCCGCCUCCUGCCCAUGCGUCUAUUUUUUCUAGUAGAGGUCAAAGUUCAAGCAUCUUUAGUAUUGUGCAAAAGUACAUGGACCGCUUGCUUCCUAUCGAUCAGACUAUGAAGAUUCUUUUGGUGGAUAAAGUUACUCUGAAUAUCAUCUCCAUGUCGUGUUCCCAGUCUUUCCUGCUGCAUCGCAGUGUGUUUUUAGUUGAUCAAGUUACUGGUCAUUGGCAGAGACAUAAGAUGAAGGCGAUGCGGUGCAUUAUUUUUAUACGGCCUGAUCCCGAAACCGUUGAGGCCGCCUGCGCCGAGUUGCAGGCGGCCAAAUACAGCAGCUAUUCAAUUGCCUUUUGCGGUGUUACCCCAUUGGAGUAUUUAGACCGACUGGCCCAUGCCGAUCAAGAGAGCUUGGUAACCCACGUUGACGAAUUUUUCUGCGACUUCGAUGCGGUCAAUCACGACGCGUUUCUUAUAGAGAAACUCAACCCGUCUAUUGAGCUUCUCUCACCCGGCCCUACGCUGAGGCAGAUUAGUCGCAUGGCUCAAGGUUUGGCGUCCCUUUCUUUGGCGCUGCGUCUACGUCCCAUCCUUCGUUUCCAACGUAGCAGUCCCUACGCCUGUCGUCUGGCAAACGAGCUAGGCAACAUCUAUCGCAAUGAUCCUGUAUUAUAUGACUACCGCAGCAAAGAUACGGUGCUUUUGGUUUUAGAUCGCAAUGAUGAUCCACUGACGCCCCUGCUAACCUCAUGGACCUAUCAGGCGAUGUUGCACGAGCAUAUUGGACUGGAGCACAACCUACUGCGUCUUCCCGAGGGCGUCGAAAACGCGAACGAAGAGGGUUAUGUGUUCUCCGAGCAAGACGACCCUUUCUUUGCGGGUAACCUAUGCGAUAACUGGGGUGAUCUCUGCAAUAAUGUUAAGGGCUACAUUGAUCGAUGCAAGAAUGCAUUAAAUUUAGAUCGUACCACCGUGACGAUGGACGAGCUCAGGCAAUUCAUGCAGCGCAUGCCGCAAACUAAGAGUCUUACAGAGUCCGUUAUUAAACACAUGGCAGUAGUGAGUCAUCUCACCAAUGUGAUUAAGCAACGGGAUUUGUUGCAGGUGUCACUUUUAGAGCAAGAUAUGGUUGCCUCGUCCUCCCCUUCGGAGCAUUGGAACCGCUUAGAAGCAUUGAUUACAAGGGAGGACAUUCAAUCCAGUGACAAGCUGCGUCUUUGUCUUCUUUACCAUAUGCGCUAUGAAAAACCAGGCCAGUUGUCACGCACCACCCCUUUUUUGGAUAACAUUAGCAGCACUGCCGUCCAGCUUCUUCAAAAAUUACGCAGCUACUACGGACGUGAUCGACCAGUUGAGGGACUAUUUGCCGACACUGGGAUUAUGGAUGUGAUUGUGAAGACUUUUGUAGAUUCUGGAAAUAUUUACACUCGGCAUGAACCCGUGUUAAAGCGGACUCUGCAGCACUUGCUAAGCGGGCGACUAGAUUUGAAUACGUAUCCUUACUUGAAUAACUCUUCGACGCCUCCAACAUAUACUAGCGCAGAUGGUAGCGCGUACAAGCCAAAAGAGAUUAUUGUGUUUAUGUGUGGCGGUUACACGUUUGAGGAAGCAGCACUAGUACGGGCUGUUAAUGAGAAAACUGCGUACAAAUCCGCACAGAUGAGCAAUUUCUGUGCAGAGGGCAGUGAAGUAAAAGUGAUCAUUGGGGGAGAAAGCACACUGAACUCGACUCAGUUUAUUGAGUAUCUAUCACGAGUUUCGUAA